CAGGGGUUGAGUUCAGAGAAUAAGAAAAAGGAAUUUAAAUGUACCGGAUACCAGACACCAUAUGUUAAAGACAUUAUUUUAUCCAACCCUAUUUUAACCAAUUCUAUGUUCAUGCUUUGUGAUAGGUACCAUCGUCUUUGGUAGAGACAGUUUCUUUGUUCCUGAGGCCAUAAAAAUGGAGUAACUCACCAAAUUCCGCACACAUUGUGAACGGUGGGACACAGAGUCCCCACACACCCCAUUUCCUGCUUAGACUUCAUUUCUGUCACAUGUAACUGGAUUUCUGAUUCCAAGCCGGAUACACAGUUAAAUCUGGUUCCAAAAGGCAGCCCUUGCAAACAUCCGCUAUUUUUCUUGAGUAUGUGUUUUGAGAAAUUUAAGGUCACUAAGUAGAUCUAAAAGAGAGAAGAUUGCCAAGUCUCAAAAGGGCAGGAACAGUCCUUGGCCUCACCCCAGUGAAUGACAGACCAUUUCAUGGAGUGGGAGGAGGAAAGGUGGUGCCUUGUGACGAAAAACUGGACCCGGAGCAGAUGUUAAAACAGAGGCCCUGGGGAGAGGAGCCACCAUCAGGGAAAGACUCACUCCCAGUGACUAUAGAGAAGACAGCACUGUCCUCUGUCAAGAUGAAGCUGCUGUUGCUGUGUCUGGGGCUGACUUUAAGCUGUGCCAGCAAGGAAGGAAUCCCUGCUGUUGUGAGAAGCAACUUAGAUAUUCCAAAGAUUUCAGGGGAGUGGUAUUCCAUUCUCUUGGCCUCAGACGUCAAAGAAAAGAUAGAGGAAAAUGGUAGCAUGAGAGUUUUUGUGGAGCAGAUCCAUGUCUUGGCAAAUUCUUCUUUGCUCUUUAUACUUCAUACAAAGGUAAAUGGAGUGUGUGCUGAAAUAUCUUUGGUUUGUGAUGAAGCAGGAGAGGAAGGUGUAUAUACCUUUAACUAUGAUGGAGACAAUACAUUUUACGUACUUGAAACGAACUAUACUGACUAUGUUAUUCUUUAUCUCGUGAAUGUCAGCAGUGAUGUAUCCUUCCAACUGCUGGAGCUCUACGGCCGAGAACCAGACUUGAGUCCAAGACUAAAGAAAAAGUUUGUGAAAAUUUGCCAAAAAUAUGGAAUUGUUGAGGAAAACAUAAUUGAUCUGACCAACGUCGAUCGCUGUCUCGAAGCCCGAGGGAGUGAAGUGACCCAGGCCUACAGUUACCGCUGAGUGAGUGCCACCUCACUUGGGCUCCAGGAUCUUCUCUUCUGUGGUCCCCACAUCAUCUUGUGACAAGUUCUGUGACCUGAUUUCUCCAUCACUAUCGCACAUGAAGGCAUCAUCUCUGCAUCUUCAGGAUCUUCCCUAGUUAACUAGGAAGAUUCAUCAACUCACCAAGAAUCAAAGUUUUCUCCAGAUUUCUGACUCUCUUUGUCAUAUUCAGGACAACAGUACCAUGAACAAGACCUUCCUCUGCCUGGCAAUAAAUGAUUCAC
Hippopotamus amphibius kiboko is the source of this 1465-nucleotide messenger RNA. RefSeq names its product lipocalin 9 (gene LCN9). NCBI's taxonomy places the organism in Eukaryota, Metazoa, Chordata, Mammalia, Artiodactyla, Hippopotamidae. The transcript is spliced from 7 exons. The record is from RefSeq and is a predicted model, not a curated record. Gene Ontology annotation, molecular function: small molecule binding; odorant binding. Bases 531 to 1199 code for a protein of 222 amino acids.